GCCUUCGGGCUAGAGACACUCAAGAUGAACUACGUCCGGUCCAUUACCGGCUCUGUCUCCAAAGGCUGGAACUCAAUCAACCCGGCCACCCUCAGCGGCGCAAUCGACGUCAUUGUCGUCGAACAAGAAGAUGGCUCCCUCGCAUGUUCACCCUUCCACGUCCGCUUCGGCAAAUACCAGAUCUUGCGACCUUCGGACAAGAAGGUCCAGUUCACCGUCAAUGGCCAGAAACAGGACUACGCCAUGAAGCUCGGCGAGGGCGGCGAGGCUUUCUUCGUCUUUGAGACCUCGGCCGCCAUCCCCGAAGAGAUGCAGACGUCGCCCCUCGCCUCGCCCGCCUCAAGUCCCGAGCAGAAGCCGCUGGAGCGCACAAAUACCGACAUCGACGACGCAGAUCCCCUCGAGCUGGACGGAACCAGCGGCGCCCGUCGAGCCACCAUCACCGCACCCCGCCGCCCCGAGAUGAUGAUCCAGCGCCCACAGUCGGGAGACUGGUCGGGUAUCCAGGUCCCGCGCGCCCAGAGCGAGGAUAUACUGCCGUCUUCCAAAUCACACUUUGCCGCCGAGUUCGAAGAAAAGGUGCAUGCCCCGAUUCACAUCAGCAAGGACGAGGCAACAGCAUGGAACCGCCCCAAGCGCGCGACCAGUCCGCCCCCGCUCUCCGUCGACGAAGCCAUGGCUCGCGCCAUUGCCCUCUCCAAGAAGCUCUUCACAUCAAAUAUUCCCAAUAAAGUCACCGAGAGCGGCGAUCUGAUGCUGGACAUGACGGGCUACAAGAGCAGCGACGAGGAAACCCUGCGCGCCGAGGUGAUCGCGAGAAAGGUGCUGGCCGACGAGGUCGAGGGAAAUUACGACAUUGGGGCUCUGAUUGGCGCUGAUCAGGAAGGGAACUUGUGGAUCUACAGCAGCGAAGAAGCAAAAAUGGCGGCCAUGCAAAAAUCUGGCAUUUCCGUGCUGAACGUGGACGCGAUGCAGUCUGCAGACGCCCUGUCGGAUCCUGGCUAUCAUAGCGAUGAUGCCCAGAGUGAUUCCUCGGAGAACCUGCCCGCGCACAUGCGUAGAGACUCGGAUAGUGCCAUAGGGCUGGCCACGCCUCCAGACUCUCCAGACAUGGGCGCCGGCGAGACCAAGAGCUACGCAAAAACCCUCCGCUUAACGAGCGACCAGCUCAAGGCCCUCGACCUCAAACCCGGCGCCAACACGGUCAGCUUCACUGUCAAUCGCUCCACCUGCAACGCCUUCAUGUUCUACUGGCAGCACAACGUCCCCAUUGUCAUCUCCGACAUCGAUGGCACCAUCACAAAAUCCGACGCCCUCGGUCACGUCCUGACCUACAUCGGCCGCGACUGGACCCACCAAGGAGUCGCCAAACUCUACACCGACAUUGUGAACAACGGCUACAACAUCUUCUAUCUUACCUCGCGGUCGGUAGGCCAGGCCGACAUGACCCGUGCAUACCUAAACGGCGUCGUGCAAGACAAUUACCGCCUCCCAAAGGGGCCCGUCAUCAUGAGCCCGGACCGCACCAUCGCCGCCCUUCGCCGCGAAAUCUACCUCCGCAAACCCGAAGUCUUUAAGAUGGCCUGCCUUCGCGACAUCAUGAAUCUCUUCCACAAACCGACCGGACAAACCCCCUUCUACGCCGGCUUCGGUAACCGCUUUACAGACGCUCUGAGCUACCGUUCCGUCAACAUCCCAUCCACCCGCAUUUUCACCAUCAAUUCGAAUGCUGAAGUCAGCCUCGAUGUUCUCUCCCUAAACAGUUACAAAACCGGUUACGCCAGCAUGCGCGAGAUUGUAGACCACUUUUUCCCGCCCGUUGGUCUUCUCGUGCCCUCGGGCGGCGAAGAUUUCACCGACUUCAAUUACUGGCGCGAAAGACCGCUAGAGAUUGAAGAUUUCACAGACUCGGAAAGCGAAGACGAGGAUGAAGGCGAUGUGGAUGACAACGCGAGCGUGAGGAGCGAAGAUGAGGGCUCGCUCCAGGAAGAGGAUCUCGAAGCGAGCUACAUGCUCCAAGGCGACGAUGUCGACGUCGAUGAAGAUCUAGAACUAGAUGUCGAUACCGCAGGCAUGGAGGACUCGAUAUUAGAAAGCGUGGAGGGCGACUAUGAGGACUCUGAAGACGAAGAAGACGAAACUGACGACGGCGCGGAAGAAUCGGGAGAGGAGGACGAGGAAAGUGACGAAGAAGAAGCAUCGGCGGGACAUACCCCACCUAUCCAGCCCCAUCAACAGCAACAGUUGGAACCGAAUACCCCGACGAAAAACCUAUCGGGUUUGAGGGGGAGGCUCGAGCAGUUGGAGAUUGCGCAGCAGCAGAGCUUACCGAUAUCGCCUGCUCCGCAAGACGAAGCUCACUCGCAGCCAACACAGACUACCAAAUCUCCGCCACUACCACCGCCGCCUCCGGCGUUUAAUGCGAAAGAUCGAUAG
This is a messenger RNA of Periconia digitata, 2436 nucleotides long. The record is from the annotation of a GenBank genome assembly. NCBI's taxonomy places the organism in Eukaryota, Fungi, Ascomycota, Dothideomycetes, Pleosporales, Periconiaceae.